AUUUGUUUGCUUCACACUACUCUUUCUUAAGCAUAACAUUUUAUUCUAGACUUUGGGUUAAAAUGUAUCAUUUCAAGCAGUUAUCAGGCUGUCCUGGUAGAUACGAGGCUGAAUGAGUGCGUUCAGUGCAUUUGUACUUCAGCCACGUCUUUUAAAGUCCAUUUCUUUCUUGUUUUGAAUUUGGUCUCAUUGGUUUCUUUCUGCAAAGCAAUCGUAACAAAGAUUUUGUCUCAUGGCGGUCCUUUUGAGAUCUUAUCAGGCGCUGAUGGCCAAACGUCCAUGGACAGUGCAGAUUCUAACUGCUGGCUCUCUGGUGGGAGUGGGCGAUGUCAUCUCCCAGCAGCUGAUUGAAAAGCGUGGACUGGCCAAUCACAGCAUGAUACGUACCGCCAAGAUGAUGAGCAUUGGCUUCUUCUUUGUUGGUCCAGUAGUGGGCGGAUGGUACAAGGUACUGGACAAACUUGUCACAGGCGGUACUAAAAGUGCAGCAUUCCAAAAAAUGCUUGUUGACCAGGUGUGCUUUGCACCAUGUUUCUUGGGUGCAUUCUUAGGAAUAUCUGGAGCUCUAAAUAGACUGACUAUGGAGGAAAAUGUAGCCAAGCUCAAGCGGGACUACACGGACGCCUUGAUCUCCAAUUACUAUCUUUGGCCACCAGUGCAGAUAGCCAACUUCUAUUUCAUUCCUCUCCAUCACAGGUUGGCUGUUGUUCAGAUUGUAGCUGUUGCUUGGAAUUCUUACCUCUCCUGGAAAGCCAACAAGAUGUAAUGAGAUGUUCCAAAUCUACUUCUACCUCACACAUGGGAACAUACUGCUCUGCUCUAUUCUAUUUUUAUUUGUUUUUUUUUAUUACCUUCAAAUAAAUAUAGGAACAGACUCAUCCAGUGAUACAGUGUGUAAAGUUUGCAAAGGCCAAAGAUUACCAUCAAUAAACUUUUAAAGAACUAAUAUUCAAUUAAGCUGAAUUAUAUAUUCUAAUAUUUUGUCAUUCUGUAAAGAAUGUAUAUGUCAGUAUUUAAUCAAUAUAUUUUAUAAUGAAUUACGUCUUACAAUAUGGUUUCUCAUUUGUCCA
Messenger RNA from Xyrauchen texanus (razorback sucker), 1070 nucleotides. It is a transcript of the gene mpv17, whose product is annotated as mitochondrial inner membrane protein MPV17. Gene Ontology annotation, cellular component: membrane; cytoplasm. The record is from RefSeq and is a predicted model, not a curated record. The transcript has 8 exons. The coding region runs from base 233 to 766 and encodes 177 amino acids. NCBI's taxonomy places the organism in Eukaryota, Metazoa, Chordata, Actinopteri, Cypriniformes, Catostomidae.